Molecule: messenger RNA, 2813 nt
Organism: Mercurialis annua (annual mercury)
Lineage: Eukaryota; Viridiplantae; Streptophyta; Magnoliopsida; Malpighiales; Euphorbiaceae
Product: auxin response factor 3-like
Exons: 11
Coding region: 319-2529 (736 amino acids)
Biological process (GO): regulation of DNA-templated transcription; response to hormone
Cellular component (GO): nucleus
Molecular function (GO): DNA binding
Source: RefSeq, a predicted model, not a curated record
CUUUAUCUCUCUGCCACACAUCACAUCUUCAGCCAGCAGUCUCUCAGCAAUAUUUGCAGUGUUUGCAGCAGUCUAUUGUUACUGCUCCCUCUGUUUUUUCUCUGUCUUUCUUCGCACAUAUAUCACCAACUUUUCAUUCAAAUACACCCCUUAAAGUUUCAAAAACUAAAAAUGAAAAAACUGUUCACUAAAUAUUAAAGCUUUGAUUUGAUAUCUUAAAAAGAACCAACUCAACUUUUUUGACUCACUCACUCACUCGGUCUAUUAUAAUGCAGCCAUCUUGAACUCAAUACUCUGAAAUUUUCUUUCUUGGCAAAAAUGGUGGGCAUGAUAGAUCUUAAUACGACAGAGGAGGAUGAGAAAACGACAGUCUCUUCUUCUUCUCCAAGUUCUUCUUCGGUUUCUGGUUUCAGUGGUUCUAAUUUGAGCCCUCCUGUUUCUGGUUCUGGUUCUGGUCCGGUUUGUUUGGAGCUAUGGCAUGCUUGUGCUGGCCCUUUAAUAUCUUUGCCGAGGAAAAAUAGUGUUGUUGUGUACUUUCCUCAAGGCCAUUUGGAGCAGCUUCCCCAAGAUUUUCCUCUUGCUGUUUAUGAGCUUCCUAGUUAUGUUUUUUGUAGAGUUGUUGAUGUCAAGCUCCAUGCUGAGACAGAUAAUGAUGAAGUUUAUGCACAAGUGUCUCUGGUUCCUGAGAAUGAGCAAUUUGAGCAGAAGCUGAAUCAAGGGAAGCUUAACGGGCAUUGCGAAGAGGAUGAUAUGGAAGGUGCCGUUAAGUCGAUAACGCCCCACAUGUUCUGCAAAACCCUUACUGCUUCUGAUACUAGCACUCAUGGAGGCUUUUCUGUCCCACGUCGAGCUGCUGAAGACUGCUUCCCUCCCUUGGAUUACAGUCAACAAAGGCCUUCACAAGAACUCGUAGCCAAGGAUCUGCAUGGCUUUGAGUGGAAGUUUCGACAUAUCUAUCGUGGGCAACCACGGAGGCAUUUGCUUACUACAGGAUGGAGUGCGUUUGUGAAUAAGAAGAAGCUUGUUUCUGGAGAUGCUGUGCUCUUUCUCAGGGGUGAGGAUGGAGAACUGAGAUUGGGGAUUCGUCGAGCUGUACAAGUUAAAUGUGGUGCUAUGUUUCCAGCUCAUUGUAGUCAGCAAAUCGACCACAGCACUCUCACCGAUGUUGUCCGUGCCAUGUCUACGAGAAAUGUUUUCAACAUUUGCUACAAUCCAAGAGCCAGCUCAUCCGAGUUCAUAAUCCCUUUACAUAAAUUUGUGAAGAGCCUUGGUUACUCCUUUUCUGUUGGAAUGAGGUUCAAAAUGCGUUUUGAGUCAGAAGAUGCUGCGGAAAGAAGAUAUAUGGGAUUAAUAACCGGAAUCAGUGACCUCGACCCUGCUAGAUGGCCUGGUUCGAAAUGGAGAUGCCUUGUGGUAAGGUGGGAUGAUAUAGAUACUAGCAGGCAUAGCAGGGUUUCUCCGUGGGAAAUUGAGCCGUCUGGUUCUAUUUCUGGUUCAAAUAACUUUGUGAUUCCUGGUUUGAAGAGGAGUAGGUCUGGAUUUCCUUCAUCGAAGCCAGAAUUUCCAAUUCCUGACGGGAUUGGUGCAUCAGACUUUGGGGAAUCUUCAAGAUUCCAGAAGGUCUUGCAAGGUCAAGAAAUUAUGAGUUUUAACACUCUUUCCGAUGGUGUUGAUCAACGUCGACAUCAAUUUGAUACACGGAUGUGUUUUACUGGCUCGCAUGGUUCUAAGUUUCCUAUGAGAAAUAGUGCCAGAGAACCAGUAGUGCAGCACUCUGAUGUCCCUAUUAAAGGCUUUAGUGAAUCUUAUAGAUUCCACAAGGUCUUGCAAGGUCAAGAAAUAAUUCCAAGUCCAUCAUUUGGAAGAGUCCCAACAAUUAAUAAUGAGGCUCGUGAAAAUGGUUUCUUCGGAAUCUCUGAUGAUGUCCAACUUACAAGCUCAAGAAAUGGAUGGUCUUCCCUGAUGCAGGGUUCUAAUACUCAUACGCGUCUGCCAGCUCAGGCAUCUUCUCCAUGUUCGGUUUUUAUGUUCCAGCAAGCAGGCAAUCAACCUUUAAACCCAAGUCCAAUAUUUAAUAUCAAUGAACCGGAGGAGCAGGAAGUUAACGCUCAAAGUUGGUUUCGUAAUCCUGAAACAUGUGACCAAAAGCGCAUGCCUUCAUCACGUUCCGUGCAUAUUCCGAAUAGGGACAACCAAUGGGGCACGGAUUCUUUUGGUCUGUCUAAUGAGCAUGUUCAGCAUGGUAUUUCACAGCCUCUCAUAGCCCAAUCAUCAUUAAAGGGCGGGCAAGAUUUGGCGUCUUCAUGUAAAAGCAGCUGCAGACUUUUUGGUUUCCAAUUGACCGAGGAUAGGCAUGUCGCUAACAACAAUGAAAGCUCCAUUCCUGCGACAUCUCUCAAUGCUAGAUCUUUUCUUCCUCAUGUUGGCGAGCAGUUCCAUUUGAAACCUCCUGGAAUAACCAAUGCAAUCGGGAGCAAUUGUACUAAAGGAAUUCUGCAUCAACAUGCAGAAAAUUACCACAUUUACUAAGCGAGACGCAGAACUAGCACCUGAGUCUGCAGAAGUGAAUGUCAAGCUUUUGGGAAAGUUGUAAUUAAUCUUCUAAGGUAACUUGUUUGUUAAUCUAACUACUCGGAUAUUUCAGAAGAGCAGAUUGUAGUAGUAAUCUGUCGGUAUUAGGUUCUUAGUCAUGAAUCUUGUUAAUUCAAGAAUUGUCUGUUUGUGGUUUGCUGGUUCAUGCCAGCAUGGAAUUGUUAAAUUUGGCUGAUUAUUAUUUACCUAAAUAGCAUGCUGAUGCUGAAUGAUUCUGCUCU